AUGGGAAUUAAAACCUUGCUUCCUUUUCUGAAAGACGUCACUGAAAACAGCUAUUUAGACAGUUUUAAAGGUCUCGUGGCGGCCGUAGAUGCGUCUUGUUGGUUACACAAGGCCAUUGCGAUCAGUUAUUCGCAAUUCGGAGACGAUCGAAGGUGAGAACUUUUAAUAUGAAAGUUUUACUAUGUCUUAAUUUGUAUUGCAUUUUAACUAAUGUUUUUACUUCUUAGAGUGAAGGAGAUCUGCAAUUCUUAUCUGGAUCUACUGGAAAGGAAUAAAAUUCGACCGUUGGUCGUGUUCGACGGAUUGCCGCUACCGGGCAAGGACAGAGAGCGUGAUAACAGAGCAAUGUGAGAGAAUUUUUUUGCAUUGACAGUUGAAGCUCAGUUCAAAUAUUUAAGCCUUUUUGUCUAAUUUUCUUUAGUAGAAAUGAUUUUUUUUUUUCAGCAGACAUUGAUCUCCCAUAAAUCUUCUUCCUUUAGGCAAAGAAAACAACAACAGCAAAAAGCUGACCAACUUCGGCGCAGUGGAAAGGUGACUGAGGCAAGAAACGCUUUGGCUGCAGCUGCAGAAAUUAACCACGAUCUCGUCUGUGGGUUUAUUCAAGUAAGUCUAAGUCUCAAUUUUGGCAUAAAGUUUAUCAUUUCAGUAAGCUUAAAAUACAUUUUUUUCUAGACUUCUUAAUAAUUAAAUAUUGUAUUGUUUUUAAUUAAAAAUUGAAUGACCUCGUUAAGAUAAUUUUUUAUUCUUUUCAUUUAUAGACUUGCCGACAAAAGUCUAUUGAUUAUGUGGUAGCUCCGUACGAGGCUGAUGCAGAGAUAGCAUUACUUUAUGAGCAUGGCUAUGUAGAUAUUGCAAUCUCAGAGGAUUCCGACCUUCUUGCUUAUGGAUGCCAAAAGGUACAUUGAAUAACCCAUACAAUUUAUCAUCCAAAUGCUUAUUCAAAGCCUGGCUGUGUUUACUUGAUUUUCAACAGAAUGAACUAUGUUUAUAGUUUUAGUCCUUUUAUAUCGUAACUAUUAAUUUCAUAAACUAGAACCCAAUUGCAAAUAGCAGCAGAUCUCUGAACACUUUAAAGGUUUUACUGAAAAAAAAAAAUUUAGAGGCUUUCUGUAAUUUUUAAUCAUUUUCUUAUUCUUUUUAUUGUCAUUAGGUUCUUUUUUUCGAUUAUACAAUUUUAUUAAUUUGUACAAGUAUCAAUUUGAAAUUAGUAGCACUUAGAAUUAGUUAUAAAUUGUAUACAUUUUUAUUUUUAUGAACUCAAUGUUUUGCGCAGGCGAUCAUACAGGUAUACUCAUGAAGCCUGUGCAAUAUAAAUGCAUAUACUAUUAUUACUAUUACCUUUGGUUUUCUCCGUUGAACACAAAAGACCAUGAAUAAAAAUAAGGAAGGGUUUUCCUGAACACCCCUAAUUUCCCUAUCUAUCUAUAGGUUUUGUUCAAGUUGCGACUCGAUGGUGUGUGUGAAGUAAUCGAGUUAGGAAAGGUGUUGCAACAUUUGUCACUGACACAGGAAGAAUUCCUGGACAUGUGCAUUGUUGCAGGUUGUGACUACUUAGAAAAUGUACGUGGCAUUGGUAUCCAUACUGCCCACAAGCUCGUGACAAAAAAAAAAACAGAUUUCUUAGCUGUUUUACAGAGAAAUCGAUUUGCCCCGUCAGACUACAGUAGUGGAUUUCAAAGGGCCAAGGCAAUAUUUCGUCACCAGACAGUGAUUAAUCCUAUAAAUGCAGAAACCAUGCCACUUACGCCUUGGGGACAAACACCAGAUAAGGAAGCUUUUUCUGAACCCUUGUGGAAUGUAUCCAAUUUAAGUAAUUAUAAUUACUCACUAUAAGUGCUCUUGCUCACUGUUUUUUAUCUGCUAUGAUUGUCUGGGCGAGAGAAUUUCUUAUUCUAAAAGAAUUUCUUAUUCUAAAAAAAUAUUUUCAUAAACGAAAUUAAGUAUUUAAAAAGUAGCCUGAGAAUUUUUGCUGUAUGGCAUUCACAUGGAAUAAUUUACAAUAAUUGGAUUUGAAUUGAUGGUGUGCUGAAAACUGUGUAAAAUCAGAUAGUCAGUUGUUGUACAGUUUCAUUAGAGUGAUUUUCAUGAGACCGUGAAACAGUAUCUAGCAAUUAAUCAAAAUUAGCCAAAAUUAGCUAAAACAAUGAAAACAAUGAAAGAAAGAAAACAUGGAAUUAAUGUCUAAUAGUGUGUACUAGUGCCUACUAACUUAGUAACUGUUUCACGGUCUUUUGAAAAUCAUUUUAUGCAUUUUAAAAAACUAGCUUUUCAAAGAUAGAAAAUAAUCCAUUUAUUGUGUUUUGUUGAUUACUUAAUAUCAUAUUAGCCUUCUCUCAAAUGA
Messenger RNA from Porites lobata, 2341 nucleotides. Lineage: Eukaryota; Metazoa; Cnidaria; Anthozoa; Scleractinia; Poritidae. The record is from the annotation of a GenBank genome assembly.